AUGGGCUACAUCGCACCAGAACUAUACUCUAGGAACUUUGGAGGGAUAUCCUACAAGUCAGAUGUCUAUAGUUUUGGUUUGCUGGUGUUAGAAAUGGUGAGCCGAAAGAGGAACUCAGACCCAAGUAUUGAGAGCCGGAACCAGGUAUAUCUCCCGGAGCGGAUCUAUGAAAAAGUCAUGACUGGAGAGGAACUAGUGCUUACUGUGGAAGUGACACCAGAAGGGAAAGAAAAGGUGAGACAGCUGGCUAUUGUGGCACUCUGGUGUAUUCAGUGGAACCCAAGAAACCGGCCAUCGAUGACAAAAGUGAUAAACAUGUUAUUGGGAAGUUUGCAGGAUCUGCAGAUGCCCCCUAAGCCCUUUGUCCCAUCUGAAAAUCGCCGCGCACCAUAA
Messenger RNA from Triticum turgidum subsp. durum (durum wheat), 393 nucleotides. The record is from the annotation of a GenBank genome assembly. NCBI's taxonomy places the organism in Eukaryota, Viridiplantae, Streptophyta, Magnoliopsida, Poales, Poaceae.